Molecule: messenger RNA, 7355 nt
Organism: Ctenopharyngodon idella (grass carp)
Lineage: Eukaryota; Metazoa; Chordata; Actinopteri; Cypriniformes; Xenocyprididae
Gene: nexmifb
Product: neurite extension and migration factor b
Exons: 3
Coding region: 844-4539 (1231 amino acids)
Biological process (GO): negative regulation of cell-cell adhesion mediated by cadherin; negative regulation of neuron migration; negative regulation of cell-matrix adhesion
Cellular component (GO): nucleus
Source: RefSeq, a predicted model, not a curated record
GCGCACUCUCACGAGCCGGAGAGACGCGCGAGGGGAGCAGCGAGUCACCGAACGAGCGCGCUUACGAGACUGCGCCCAUCACACCGAGACCAGCAGCCUGAACAAUGGCAGCAUCCAGCAGCUGAUUUACAGAUGGAGACACGCUGGAGCUGAUGAGUGGUCUUCAGCGGAGAUUUUAAGAAGCGUUCCUGCUGUCAUUAGAGAUGGAGCGAUAGAGGAGAGAGAAUCAGCGGGCUGUUCUCCAUCACUGACGGGAGGCGCGUCCACCUGCUCUCUGACUGGAGGCCCGGGAUGCGCGAAAACAUGCACAAGUGCCUCUGAUAAAGGAAAUUAUUUCAACAUAUGAGCCGUUUUGUGGUGAAAAGAAAUCGGCAUCAAGAAAUAAACACUGUCUGGCAGCAUAAAGAAUGGGUAGGAGUGAUAUAAUAAAGCCCCACACGAGCAGGACAGACUCCCAUUGAUGGACAGGAAACAGGCUCAUAUCAUCUUGCAGGCUUUGGGCUCAACAGAAACCAGUGUACUGGAUCAGACGGGAUCACAUAAUCUGAAGAGUAAUCUAAAGCUGCAUGUGGCUGCAAAGCUGUAUGGUGUCGCAGAUGCUGCCUUACACACAUCCUCCACAGCUGCUGCAGAGAGCACAAAGAGAGGCAAUUCGUACUGCCACAGUGUUAAAUUGGCCUUAAAGAAGCACUACUUACCACGGCAACUGUCAACACAGACUCCUUUAGAGAACCACCCAACUGAUGAGUCCUCAAACUACACAAUAUCCUUCUCACCCUGUGCUGCCAAGGGCUUGAGUCCCCUGGGCUUUUCCAAGAAGACCGCAAUCACACCCAUUUCACCAUGAUAGAACCUGCGAGCAUCCCUGGGCUCACACAGGACUGUUUGAUUCAGCAGAGUCGCACCUGUCCGGGCUGCUUUAUUGAGACUAAGGAUUUGUCCAGUGUAGAGGCCAGUAUCAACCUCAAAAUGGCUGACAUGAACCGAGACUACACCACCUGCCCUAUCUCUGAUAUUAACAUGCAAUGUAUGAGCACAAGUGAGACAGUAAGUUAUGGAGAAGAGCUCCUCUCGGAUCAGCUUUUGGGCUUUCCUGUCCCCAAAACCCAGCUGGUGGAGAAGAAGGACACAGAGAAGAUAGACUUAGAUGAUUCAGCCUCCAGAAACCUGUAUGAGGGCCUGCUAUUAGACAAGUGCAAUGGAGAGGAUGGCUUGCUUACCAAUCCAAAUCAGGACUGGGGCUAUUUUGAGUCCUUCAUUAGUGAGAGUAAGAUGGAAUUGCUGGAUCUCUGCUCCAAGAACGAGUUAUCCGUAAAUCUCUUCUCUGAGGAGGACGUGGGGAAUUACAUGUUUGAUGAUGAUGAUGAUUCCACUCUGAGCAGCGACGUGUGCUCGCUAAAGAUCCGCUAUGAGUCGUUCCAGGACAACAUGAGAGAGAAAACCAAUGUUCUGCAAGAAGAAACCCAGUUCAACUUUUUCCCAAGUGUCUUGGUAAACUGCACAAAGAAAGAGAGUAGUGUGGUAAAACGAGUCGUGGAUGAUCUAGCACCUAAACCAGAGGAGCUUGAAUUUCAAAAUGACAGCAAAGGGGAUGGAAAUGACUGCUCCAUAGAGCAGACACCCGAUUACAGCCCCAAAAUGAACUACUUCAUUGAUUCAAGCAACUCAGCUGAUGACUCAGGGGAGUAUAGUGAUGACAGCUCCUCCACCGUUUCCUCUAUUGACACCUUCCAAGACAACAGGCCUAAAAACUUGUUCUCACGAAAGAACUCAAGCUGCUCAAACCAUCUGAACUAUGGAUUACGGGCCAAGAGAAAAGUUAGGUAUAGUGAUGACUACUUGUAUUAUGUUGAGUCCACCGAUGGAGAAAGAAACAUUGAAAAGCGAGAGAAACCACCGAUUGGUCCAAAACAAGAAGAGGAUCUUGACUGGUGCCCUAAAAAGAGACGAAAAUACUCUCGCAAGGAUCCACCUGUAAUAAUCAAAUAUAUUAUUGUCAACAGGUUCAAAGGAGAGAAAUGCAUGGCUGUAAAGCUGGGCAGAAUCGAUUCAGCCGACACAACAGUAAGCUUAAAUGAGGAUACAAUCAACAAAUAUGAGAAGCUUGCACCUCUGAAAGAUUUCUGGCAGGAGAAACAGAGAGAAAGAGAGGAACAGCUUAAGCUGGCAGCAGGAGAUAAACACAAUUCUCACCAUCAUGCCUUUAGUUCAAGUCCCUCCAAAAGGAAACACAAGCUAGCAAACAGGCUUAGAAUUCAGAGAAUUCAAACUGUGGAGCAAUCACCCAACACCCAGGGCCCCUUUGCCUGUGAUCCCAGGCAGGAGGUUGCUUCUACAGAUGAAACUGCCUCCAUGGGAAUGCCAUUAACAAUAGCCACCAGCUGUGCAAGCACAUUAGACCCAAAUGACAUCAUACACACUGCCACCCGGAAGAGCAGAUCACAAGAGAGGGAGGAAGGGAGAAUAGGAAAUAAAAUAUUCAGAAUACAGAAAUUCAGAAGUGAAGCCAGACUUAGGAGCAAGAAAAUGAGAGACCUUGUGGAGAAUAGCGAGAGCGUGACAGACCUGACAGAAGUUUGCUCGCUGCAGAAAAAUAUGGACGCAGUAGGAGGUACUGAAGAUAAAAACGUCAGCCCAGCUGCACACAGUCCCCAUUUGUGUGAGAGUCAAACAGCUAAUGCCUCUGAAAAAUUUGCUUUUGUGACUACCACCUGCUCCCCUAACAAAGAAGCAUCGUCUGAGAAUGUGGCUGCAAGUGUUUCCGUUAUCCCAGGGGGCUACCUGCAAACAUUAUUAGAUGCCUCUGAUUCUUCAGGUAGCACUGGUAUCCCGUUUUUCCCUCAGCAGACCCAGCACUCACUGGAUCUCUCUUUGGAAAAGCAGCAAUUCUCCUCAAUUCAGCUAGCACAAAGUUGUGUCCUUUCUCCACCAUCAGAAUCAGAGCUCCAACAGUCACCCCAGAAUUGUCCAACUCUUACCCAGAUGUGGCACCCUCAGCUUGGUGCCAACCAGCAGUUUGGUGCUGCAGAUAUUGCUGAAUCUUCCAUCCAACCCAACAGCUUCACUGGAGAGAUGGCUAUGCCCAUGUCUGAGAGUCUGACCGUGUCAGGCUAUAGCCAGCUGAGUCUGGAGAGCAACAGAAUGCUUUAUGAAAAGAAUGACAUGCCUGAGCAGCCAUUGCCUCCUGAUGCUGAGUUUCAGGCAUGUCAGGGGCAGCCACAGUUUCAAAGAGCCACACUGCACACCGACAAUGGCCGGCUCAUCAGUUUCGAUUCAGUUGGCUCGCUGUCAGCUACUUCUAGCAAUUACAGCUCUCUGAGUCUUAAGUCCUGUGAGAAAGAUGGCGAGGAUGAUGUGAAUGAGAACUUCCUAGCCCACUGCAGUCCCAAACUGGUGAUUCAGCAGAGUAUCGAAGAAAUCACACCCCUGAGGGAGUCCACAGACUUGCUGGAUAUCUCCAACUUCACUCCAGAUAAAUUCAGACACACAUCAUUGUCAGAACUCUCUCCUCCAGAGACACCUAAUUUAUCCCCUCAAGUAAUAGGCCGUGAGAUGAAGAUAGCUGGGAAGGCCACUGACCUCCAGGAUGGGGCUAAGAUGUCAUGCACCAAAGACGUGGACUGGAACUGCAAAAUGAUCGAGCAGCGAGAUCUGGCUAGAUAUUCAGUAGAUGGUCACGAGUAUCAAUUGCACAUUUUUAAUGGUGAAGACAACUUAAGCCUGGGGACAAAGGAGAAAAAUCUAGCUGACUUUGAUGGUGAUAUGAUGAGUGCAAUUAAGGGGACCAAGGCAAAGAGGAAAAAUAGCAACAAACAAACUGCAGGGCAGGGUACCAAAAAAAGCAAAGCCCCAAAAGCUCCUAAGGCAGAAAAGGGCAAAAUUCCACGUCAGACUUCACGAGCAUCUAAAAAGUUAAAGGCUUUACUGGAUGAGAAGGGUGGUAAAGGCCAGGCUGAGGGUGCUGCCCAUCUGCUAAAGGACAGUGGCUCUGAGGAAUGGACAGGAAUAGGUUGUUCAGAGAGCAAAAGUCAAGUUCAAGAUGACCAGCGAGAGUUUGAAGAGCCAUCCAACAUCUUAUCAAAUAUUGUCUCAGGGAUGGCCGAAGUACAGAGAUUCAUGAUGGCCUCUGUUGAGCCAGUAUGGGGCCCUGCAGCAAAUGUCUGCUUGCCCUCAGAGGCUAACAGCCUAAAGUUAAAAACUCUCAAAAUCCUAGCUGGAACUUCUUCUGAACCGAAGAAGAAAGGCAAUUGUGGGGCUAAUGGGGGCACAAAAGGCAGAAAAGGUGGGACAAAAGGUGGCAAAAACCAGGCAAAGUUCAAUGCCUCCCUGCCUUUUUUCCCUCAGUUGGCUUUGGGCUGUAACAUGUUUGACAAGCCUAGCCUUGGCGUUCCUGGUAUAAAUGGGCCAGCACACAAAAAGAUGUACCGUCACAAAACCAGUGCAAAAUUCCCUCGGAUUGAAAAUCUAAAGGGCACGCGACCAGAACGAGACCCAAAUAAGGACAUAUCAUUAAUGGCAUCUUUUGAGAAACUGAGGUAAUAUUUUAUAUCUAGCUGCUGAUGCACGUUCCUCACUUUCCCACUUCCUCCUCAUUUCUUGACUCAAGACCAGAGAUGCAUGGAUUUACGUUAUCCUUUAGUACCCCCUCCUUCUUUUUUGCCCCCGAAGAGGAUAUUGAUAUCUUGCAUGAGAAACUUCUUGUACUCGCAAACUACCUAUUGAUUGAUUGUGCAAGGCUUGAUUGAGAUUUUAAAUGACCAUGGCUGCUUUUUUCUUCUGCAUUCUUGUUUUUGCUGUUUUUUCCCUCGCAGUUGCUGAUUAGUUUUUGUCUGAAGAAAAGGAAAAACUUUGAUAAGUGCAAAUUCUCUUUUUGGACUUUUUUUUGUUCAGUUCUCAGUGAAUCUUGCUGCCCUUAUGUAAUUAUAUUUCUCUCUUCAAACAUGUAGCUAUUAAAAUGUCUUUGUGUGAAACAAGCUCCCCUUUUGAUUAUGUAUGCUGAAACAGAUGCCCUCUCCUCCCUUUUUACCCUUUUACUGCCUGACUUUUUUAAGUGUGAAAUGCUCAGCCCAUUGUCUAAGAUAACAACAUCCUUGGUACAUCCCUAAACAUUAACAGCACACAAUGGGACCAUUUUGUAUUGAAGACAUAUCAGAUUAAUGUUGUUCUAAUUACUUUCUUACUGUUGGAAUGUACUUAUGAUUUUCUCUUAUCUACUAUGCUUUUUACAGGAGUUGUACUGGAAAUUGUUUUAGAGGGACAUUUCUAUGCCAUGGAAAUCCCAAAAUGCUUCAAUUUUGCUAUCUAUUUUUUUUUAAACUUUCAUUUAAAUAAUAAUAAUAAUGAAAAUAAUGAAAUAGGUUAUUGACCGGAACAAGAUAUUGUAAUACUACUAAGAGAUUAUAAAAAUGAUUACUAUUAUUAUUAUUAUUAUUAUUAUUAUUAUUCAGUAUCACUGUACAGAAAUGCACUGUUUAAAGCAAAACAUGAAUUCUAUCCAUGUCCCAAAUAUAAAUUAUCUGUACACAUUUAUAAUCUCUAUGAAUACUGGCUGUUCCAUUUACUAUCCUGAUGAAUGCUGGCUGUUCUCUCAAGACUUGACAAGAUCUGACAUUUCGUUUUGGUUAGUUGUUUUGUCUGUUUUCUUUGGGGACCCUAUCGUUUGAAGAGCACCUGCAGCUGACAGUGGUACAACCACUCAACCAAAACAAUUAAACUGAACUAUUUUACUUUUGUCACCUUGCUUACCAAAUUCAAUGUACCUCAGCAUUACUUCUGCUUAGAAACAAAAAGAGAAGAAUUGUAUUGACUCUUCUAAACACACAAGGAAGAAAAAUGAGAAAGGUGGACGUGAAUAAUGCUAAUAGAGGAUGGCAUCUGUCUGGUAUCAGUCAGUAAGCAAUCAUUUCACAAUCUACUGUAACAGGGACUGGGAACAUAAUGUUCCAUAUUUUGCGUAUUUAUUGAAUAGAAUACUUCUGAUGGAUAAGAAACUGUAAAGGAUGCCUCUUUUCCUGUUAGCCCACUUUUGAACAUUUGCCUUCCUGUUUACCAUAAAUGUUUAAGUAGUAUCCUGUGCUAACAAUUUCAUCUGACAACGAGUUGUUCCUAUGUGAACUUAUAAAACAUAUUUUGUCGAACGCUAUGUUUUUUUUUUUUUUUUGUUUGUUUGUUUUUCAUUUGUGUUUUGUUAGUGGCACAUAAUUAACACAUUUGCUUUGCUAAUGUAGGUUAUUGUCGCAAAAUUUCAACCUUUGAAACCAAAUUUGUCCUUUCAAAAGCACUGAAUACAUUGGCAUUUAUCACAUAUAGAUUUGUAGAUGACACAUUUGAUUUAAAAGAGUUGCUCUAGGAGGAUAUCUCAGGUAAAGUAAUGCCUUACCUAUAGCUUUUACCUUAGAAAGAUUUCACUCCGCCCCCCUCUGCCUCUAGCCGGCCAUGUUUAGCACCAGGAUGAUGCUGAUGGGAAACUGCACAUGGGCCGCUCGCCCAACUUGCCUGCCUUCUCUCAUUUCUGCCUGUUGUCAACUGAAUGUACUUCAAGUUUUUUACAAUGUGCCACUGUUAAGCUGCCUCCUCCUACUGGUGCUAAGAGGGUAAUUGUAUUUUCCCAGAAAUUAUGAAACAAGGAAUAUUAGAAUCGAAAACCCUACUCCUCUCUUUAUGAAUGUACUAUAUAUGGUUCUGUUUGAUGUAUUCACAACACAAUUCUUUGUCAUUAAUUGGAAUUGCUUUUGCCUUUUUGUUGGAGAAAUUAUUGAGCUUUAUAAAUAUUGUCUAGAGUUGAUACCAGAGGGAUUCUUAAUUAACUCUCGACAUCACAAAAAAAUUGUAUAUUUUUCUCUGUGCCAAUUUGUAAGAUAUUUUGUAAGUGUAUAUUUUUCUUAGAAAGUGCUGUGAAGUAUUAGUAUGUGUGUGUGUGUGUGCGUGUGUGUGUGUGUGUGUGAGAGAGAGAGAGAGUAACCUUUUUUGUGCCUCUGUGGGCAGUGAAAAGGAUGUAUAAUGACAAGCUUUUGGUUUUAAAAACCAAAAUAUUAAGAAACAAAAAAUGAAAAGGAAAAAAAACCUACCUUUUGUUGCAAGUUUUGUAAGAGGAAAAUUAUCCUGUUGUGAGAGUGUUGUGUUAUUGUGAAAAACACAUAUAGGCAAAAAAGUUCAGACAAAAAUUGUGAACUAUUCGCUGUUUUAUAGAUUUUCAUGUAAAUUAUUCUUGUAUUAUUUUAUGUUGUAUCUGUUGCAAAGGUUUUAAAUAUUUGUGAUCAAGCCUGUAUGGUGAAAUGUAAUAUUGGUAACUUGCUGAGUUUUGUAAUAAUGUUUAUGGAGUACAUAUACAAAUUAAAAGGAGAUUUUGAAUGCUG